Rana temporaria (common frog) is the source of this 1233-nucleotide messenger RNA. Its product is annotated as olfactory receptor 493-like. Lineage: Eukaryota; Metazoa; Chordata; Amphibia; Anura; Ranidae. The record is from RefSeq and is a predicted model, not a curated record. Gene Ontology annotation, biological process: G protein-coupled receptor signaling pathway. Gene Ontology annotation, molecular function: olfactory receptor activity; G protein-coupled receptor activity. Bases 1 to 1233 code for a protein of 410 amino acids. The transcript is spliced from 3 exons. Gene Ontology annotation, cellular component: membrane.
AUGUCACGAGACGAAAUGGUGGAGCUGGUGGAGGUUCUCUUGAGGAAAGACUAUGAUGGGGAUUAUGGCCCAUACAACACCCCUAAUCGGAGGAAGGCCAAAAUUAUGGAUAAAGUGGCAAGGAGACUGUAUGCCAGAUUUGGGGUCACAAGGUCCAAGGAGCAGCUGAGAAAGAGAUGGUCCGACUUGAAACUGCGUGAGCCAGAGCAGUUUAGGGGGAUCAAGCGAAUUCUAGAUAAAAGCAGAAAAACUGCUAGAAAACUCUCUCAUGAAGAAAUGCAUACCACACAUAAAGGUAAUGUCACCACAUUCUUAUUUUUGGGAUUUAACAGCAAUGCUGUAUAUAAUCUUCUGCUCUUCACCUUGGUCCUUAUUAUAUACAUUGUGACAAUAUGUGGAAACUUUUUGAUCAUCAUGUUGGUAUAUUACAGCAAGACCCUUCAUUCUCCCAUGUACUUCUUCCUCUCCCAACUCUCUAUAUCUGACAUCAUGCUGACCACAGAUAUUGCUCCUAACAUGUUACAUAUUGUUCUAUAUGAGAGGACCUCCAUAUCCUUUUCCGGUUGUAUCACUCAAUAUUAUGUCGUUAGCACAACAGAAGUAUUUGAAUGUUUCCUUCUGACAGUGAUGUCCUAUGACCGCUAUCUAGCCAUCUGCUCUCCUCUGCAUUAUACCUCCAUUAUGAAACAAACACUUUGCAUUCAACUAGUUCUUGCGUCCUGGAUUGUCAGCUGUUCGAUGACAUCAAUAUUAACAUUUGACUUAAGUCAACUAGAAUUCUGUGGACCAAAUGUUAUUGACCACAUAUUUUGUGAUUUCAAUCCUCUUGUGGAACUUUCCUGCUCAGAUACAUCCAGAGUUCAAAUGGAAGUUACCUUGCUGUGUGUCCCUGUGCUAAUAUUUCCCUUCCUAGUGAUAGUGGUUUCAUAUACUUGCAUUGUUUUAACAAUAUUAAAGAUAUCCUCUUUUUCAGGAAGACUGAAAUCCUUUUCCACUUGUAGCUCCCAUCUCACCGUUGUGUUUAUAUUUUAUGGAACCCUAGCUGCUGCAUAUCUGAUUCCAAAGAAAGGACAAUCACAAAUGAUCAAUAAGAUAAUGUCCUUGUUGUAUACAGUGUUUACUCCCUUUGUAAACCCUUUCAUAUACAGCUUGAGGAAUAAAGAGAUCAAGGACAGUUUAAAGAUGUUGUAUAUAAACACAAGCUUUGUAUUCAAAACCUUUGGUAAAAGUUAA